This is a messenger RNA of Medioppia subpectinata, 1335 nucleotides long. Lineage: Eukaryota; Metazoa; Arthropoda; Arachnida; Sarcoptiformes; Oppiidae. The record is from the annotation of a GenBank genome assembly.
AGACACUUACCAUCGUUAACAUCACUCAAGUCAUUAAACCUUCGCAAUACUGAGCGCAACCUCCAGAAUAUGCCCCACUCUUUGGACGGUUUGGUUCAGUUAACAGAACUCGACUUAUCGUCCAAUAGUUUGCCGCGAAUUCCGGACUCCAUAUUUACGCUGAAGAGUCUGACGAGACUCAACAUAAGUGAUAACUGUUUGACACAAUUGUCGCAAACUAUAGACGAAGAGUGGCCGCAACUGGAAGUGCUGAACGUAUCGCGAAAUAAACUCAAUUCAUUGCCCAAUGCUUUGUGCAAAUUAACGAAUUUAAGGCGCCUUUACGUCAACGAUAAUCAUCUGGACUUUGAGGGCAUUCCCGGAGGAAUCGGCAAACUAUACAACUUAGAGGUGUUUAUGGCCGCAAACAAUAACUUAGAACUCAUACCCGAAGGAGUGGUCCGUUGCGGGAAACUUAAAAAGUUAAUUCUGGCCAACAAUCGGUUGAUUACGUUGCCGGACGCCAUACACCUGUUGACCGACUUAGCGGUGCUCGACCUGAACAACAAUCCGGACCUAAUUAUGCCCCCAAAGCCAUCAGAAUAUGCCAAACGUUUGGAGUUUUAUAACAUUGACUUUUCGCUUAACAAUCAGUUAAGACUCGCCGGCGCUCCCACUACUAGUGGGUUAGGCGCUACUGUCACGCCAAACAAAGACCCGAUUGCGAGGAAACUACGAUUAGUGCGAAGAGCGCGCGAGAAGACAACAAAUUCGGAUUCGUCUAAAGUGUUGAAAGGAAUGACAGAUUUAGCCAAAGAGAAGGAUCGCCUGAAAUGCGAUGCAAUGCUUAACGAACAGGACUUGAAGCCAAAGCGAUGGGACGAAGCGCUGGAGAAGCCGCCACUCGAUUACAGCGACUUCUUCGACGAAGACAUCGGACAACUGCCCGGUCUUACCAUUUGGGAGAUCGAGAACUUUGUGCCAAACCGUAUAGAAGAGGUCCUUCACGGGAAGUUCUAUGAGGGAGACUGUUAUAUAGUGCUGAAGACCACUGUCACCGACAGCCAGAGCCUCGAUUGGAAGAUAUUCUAUUGGAUCGGCUCUCAGGCGGCGCUCGACAAGAAGGCGUGUUCGGCCAUUCAUGCGGUGAAUUUGCGUAAUUAUUUGGGCGCCAACUGUCGUACAAUCAGAGAGGAGCAGUCGGAAGAGAGCGACUCUUUUAUGGAGCUGUUCCCCGAACGCAUCAUUUACAUAGAGGGCGGACGCACUGCCAGCGGCUUCUUCACUGUGGAGGAAGUGGAAGUGGCCAAUAGGAUGUAUAGACUGCACGAACUCUCCAAUAGGCAACUCUUCAUG